UCCCUCGCCCCGUCUUGUCCUCCCUCUCCUGCGCUCCAAAAGCAACCAGAAGCUAUUCGCGUUUAGGCUACAGGCGGAGUUUUUGAGAACUGGGAAGAAUUUGACAAACUUUGUUGAUCCCAACGUAGCCUAAACGGACCGCAGCGCUUCGCUGCCAGUCGUUAUAUAGAGACAUCGAUUAGUUUACUGUGUAUGUCGACUUCAAAGUAAAUAAGGUAGAGUUCCUCUUUUCAUGGAAUAUGAAGAACAACGCCAGGAGGAUGAGAUCUUGACCGAAUCAUACAUGGAUAUUUAUUUUUUCUUUUACCAAACUUCACGCUGUCUGUCUUGUUGAAAGCGCGGUUAGGACGGAGCGGUUUUUGCAUAUUUAUUUUUUAUUCCCAUCGUUUUUUAAAAAUGAUUGUUGUUUAAUUCAAACGGACAUAGCUAAUUGAUAGAAUAGACAUUUUUUGUGACGUGGGAAGUUAAUUUGAAUUGAAUAUGAACUUUUCCAUGUAAACCAAUAUUGAGAGUUUUCCACUUCGCCAACUCUCUCGGACCAUUAGUCUAUCUAUAACCAAUGUGGUGUCAACUGGAAGGACGCGUGGUCCGGAUCUCACCUAAACGUUGAUACGUGUUGGGAGUGAUGCACUGGCUUCCCCUGGUUGCCAUGGUGAUCGCCUCGGCCCUGCCCUUCCCUCACAGCCCUGUGACCAGUACUGUUGCUGCGAUGACGGAGCCCGGCAGUAGCCUGGACGACCACACAGAGGACAUCGAUGACUCUUCCAGUCGCUCCCCCGGAUCUUACUCCACACUUCCAGCUCCUCAGGCCUACAAUGUGGACUACAAGGACUACAAUAACCCCUCCAUAAUUAAAGAGGAGGUGCAAACUUUGAAAGGGAAGCGAAAACAACAAAGUUAUCUGUCAAAAAGCCAUUUUCAUACAGAAAACACGAACAGCGUUGGUUUAAAUAAAUAUUCUAACACUGAUGGAGGAAAACUCAGGAGCACCAAUGGCAGCAGUCAUCAGGACUACCCCUCCCAGGAGAACUAUGUACUAGGGGACUAUAAACCAGACAGCAGCAGAGCUGGUGAUGACAGCAGCUUUAGAGACAUGGCUCAGAAGGAAAACCAUCAUAACUCUCUAGACCCCAGGACCGAUGAACAGGGUCUCAGACCUCCCAACAUGUAUGUGGUGGAAACCUACAAACCUUCCACUAAUGCUGGACACCACAGUAAAACUGGGCCAGAUCCCUCCAGUCAGAGGACCCCGCAGAGAGCAGAGGCUAGGACAGAGAGCAGUGAUAACAGGGGAGAGGAGGGGAGGGAGGGUGGGCCUGGGGCAGGGGCUGGGAAAGGUCCGGAUCUGUCAGAGGAAGGAAUGGAAUUAGGACUAGGGUUAGGGCAGGGUCAGGGGCUGGGAGGUGUAAAGGAGAAGCAAGAGCUGCUGUUUUUAGAUGCACAUCCGCGGGUCCUUUUCUCUUCCUCUCCUCCAGAGCACCCGCCCCUCCUCCUCAUGCUGGAGUCAGGCAUGUUGCCCAUAGAAGGAGAGGACAAGGAGGAGGAGGAGGAAGUGUCGGACGCAGACGGACACAUGGAGGGUCAUGGGGACAGAGAGAUGGACGGGAGUGUGCCGCUGAGCUGGGUGGACACUCUCAGGGGGGCCAGGGAGCCCCCUCGCCCUGCCCCCAGGCACAAGCGCUCGCACUUGUCCCACACCGGGCGGGGUGAGAUGCCGGUGUGCGAGUCGGAGAGCGUGUGGGUAACGGACAAGACGACGGUAUUCGACGAUAGGGGUAAAACAGUCAACAUCGUGCCAGAGAUCAAGACAGUCAAGGGGGCGCUGAAGCAGUACUUCUAUGAGACUCGCUGCCGCCAGGAGGGGCAGCAGAGGGGCAGUGGGCCGCAGCGGGAGGCAGGAGGGGCAGGGGCCUCGGCAGCAGGAACAGGGACCGGACCCGUAGGUGUGUCCGGGGCCAGCUGCCGGGGCGUGGACAUCAGACAGUGGGUGAGUCAGUGUAAGGCCAAGGACACAUAUGUCCGAGCCCUCACUGUUGACAACAACGGUCUGCAGGGCUGGAGGUGGGUCCGCAUCAACUCGUCCUGCGUGUGUGUCCUACUGUCCAGAGUAACCAGGAAAAACAGAGGAAGGGAGUGAGGGCAGGAGAUGGAGGAAAGGUGGAGAGGAUAAUGUGAAAGAAAUGUUAACACAGAUAAUGCUUGGAACAUUGGAUGUAAUGUCAGUGAGACAGUAGGUGUUACUUUAUAGGCCAGGGUGCCUCUUAUCCAGAGCGACUUACAUUAGUGCAUUCUUCUUAUGAUUGCUGCACUCUUACAAAAAAGGGUUCCAAACAGGUUCUUUGGCUGUACCCAUAGGAGAACCCUUUUUGGUUCUAGGUAGAACCCUUUUUGAGGUUCUAUGUAGAACCCUUUUUGAGGUUCUAUGUAGAACCCUCUGUGGAAAGGAUUCUACAUGGAACUCAAAAGUGUUCUACCUGGAACCAAAAUGGGUUAUUCAAAGGGUUCUCCUAUGGGGACAGCCAAAGAACCCUUAGGUUCUAGAUAGCACUUUUUUUAAAGAGUGUAGGCGAGACAACCCCUCCACCCAUCACGGGCUCAGUGAGAGUGACUACACAAAAACAAUAAAACCUCAACAAUACAACUUAGGGAAAACUAUCAUAUCAAAAUAGUGAUUUAAAAAAAGUACUGUUUGUUUCACAAUUGUUUCAUAUCAUACAUGUUAUUGCUGAGUAAUACUGUAUGUAAGCAUGAGUUUUAAAUUAAUAUAUUUCUUUAUAUAUGUGUACAAUAUGUGAACAGUAUGCUUUUAUGUAUGAAAGUAUGUAUAUUUAUAGAGAAAGGUACGUGGAAUGAUAGGUUUGUUGUUGUUACAUGAUUCCAGCCUCUGGCGUCUGGCCUCUGCUCUGAAUGGGAGAGGAAGGGACUGGCAGCAGCUAGUGAUUUAGCCUGAUACUGCUCAACACUCCAUACUGAGCACUGACCAUCCCCAGUCCUCCUUUGUGAAGUCUCACAGAGAACAUUAUCACAGAGUGCUUUAAUAGUAAGAUAGAGAGGAGAAUUGAGCCAUGUAUACUGUGAGCACAAUGCUGGGUGUCAUCAUGAUGCCCAUACUGUUGUCAUGAGCGCAACAGUCCAUUUACACAGAAGCAUUUUAUCUCUAUCUCUCCCUGUAGUUAGAUCAUUAGAUGAUUGAAGAAUUCCAUUCGCCUCAGUUUGCAGUUUGAACUCUGCACUCUAUAGAAUAUGCAGUACAACAUAUUUAUACAUCUGGCUUUUUGUAAUACAUGUAUGUAUAUUGUAAAGGCCUGUUUCUUAUUCCAUAAGUAAAAGAUAAACUAUUAUAACUUAUUUUAUGAUUUUUAUGCAUAAUGGUCUUUCCCGGCAAGUGUCAAUGGUGUGAUCUAUCGGUGUGUGAUGUCUCUCUUUCUGUCAUAUACACAUACAGUAUAUACAUGCUGAACAUUGUUCUCACAAAUACACAAACCACUGCCUCCUCCCCUUACACACUUUCCUGUUGUCUACACACAUGCCAACCCCAGGUACACAAAGUGAGAACACACACAUAGGGAUGUGUUGUACCACGAGUCCACUUUAUUUUGUCUUUUUAUCACCAACAUCUUCAUUACUGUUUAUUUUGCAGGUGUUAUUUUCAAUAUGUAUUAUCAUCUUUGUCAUUCAUAUUUUUUUUUUCAAUCAUAACACAAUUUGUUUUCAAAAGGUACACAUACAGUAGCAUAUUUUAUUGACCAUUUUUAAUGUUUCAUAUUUACUUUUCAAAUUAGGUCAAAUUAAAUUAGUAAGAAUUAAGUAUUAAAUGAACAUGUACAUACAAUUAUUCAAUACAUACAUACAUAAUGAAAAUAAAUAUAGUUAUCAUAAAAACAUAAAAAUAAAAAUACACACAUUUUACAAAUUGUUCCCCAGGCUUUCAUCCUCAUAGGUUAGAUUUCUACAGAUAUAUGUGUAUCAUCUUCACCCCCCAAAGUUGACUUCAUUGUCAUCUUGGUUGUUUGACAUGCAUCGUAACACAGAAGCUAAAGGUUUUUCUUGACUUCCAACAGUCUCUUCUCUCUUCCUGGAUCUGCUUAUCAUCCUUCCUCUCUUGGUUUCUGUAAUGGCUUGCGUGCAGUAAAUGAAUCGUCUCCAUCCUCUUUUCUUCUGGUCACUGUUUUAUCUCACCUUCGUCAUACCUCCAUCUUUCCCCUCGUCUUCCAGGGGCACCCAAUGAACCUGAGCUGAUGAUGAGAGCUGUAAAGUCCACCACAUCUAGAAAGCCAUUACCCUGGGCUUUGUACUAGACCUGCAGUAUGUAACCUGGCUUCAACAACAUGUCUCCCCACUCUAAUUUAACGGGCUUUAGUGGAUACCUACAAAUGACAUCACAGCCAUUUAACACAAUGCCUGUGUGGCCCCCCGUCCCAUCGUAUCCCUGCUGUUGUGGCCCCCCAUCCCAUCAUAUCCCUGCUGAUGUGGCCCCCCAUCCCAUCGUAUCCCUGCUGUUGUGGCCCCCCAUCCCAUCGUAUCCUUGCUGCUUU
Molecule: messenger RNA, 4535 nt
Organism: Oncorhynchus keta (chum salmon)
Lineage: Eukaryota; Metazoa; Chordata; Actinopteri; Salmoniformes; Salmonidae
Exons: 2
Coding region: 626-2137 (503 amino acids)
Biological process (GO): memory; nerve growth factor signaling pathway; neuron projection morphogenesis
Molecular function (GO): nerve growth factor receptor binding; growth factor activity
Source: RefSeq, a predicted model, not a curated record